Messenger RNA from Perognathus longimembris pacificus (Pacific pocket mouse), 3951 nucleotides. It is a transcript of the gene Pla2g4e, whose product is annotated as phospholipase A2 group IVE. Lineage: Eukaryota; Metazoa; Chordata; Mammalia; Rodentia; Heteromyidae. The transcript has 20 exons. The coding region runs from base 334 to 2931 and encodes 865 amino acids. Gene Ontology annotation, biological process: glycerophospholipid catabolic process. Gene Ontology annotation, cellular component: cytosol. The record is from RefSeq and is a predicted model, not a curated record. Gene Ontology annotation, molecular function: calcium-dependent phospholipid binding; calcium ion binding.
ACUGAGAGAGGCACGAGGUGCUUUGUGCCAGAGCUCUGCAGACCCCCACGCAGCUGGAGAGCAUUCUCUCCCCCAGUGCAGGCCUGGGGCAUUCAAAACACGCCCAGAGAUGCAGGACCACUAUUGCUAAGCUCUCCGGCUUCUUUCCCUCCUCCUUAAUAAUUUACCCGGCUUAUCUUCCAGGGGGACAGAGGACAGUGGCAUCGCUGUCGCUUGCUUUUCUCAUGAAAUUCCCUUGAGAUUCCCCGAGGACGCUCCCACUACAAGGUCACUUGGCUUUUGAGAAUCAUCUCCGGUUCUACACAGCCUGUCCCAAGCCCCAGACAUGCGGACAUGGCCGGGAUGGACCUCCAGGUUGGUGAAGGCCACCCUGGCUGUAACACAUUUGUUCCCCAAGGCCCACAAGGGGAUGAAGAAUUCAGUAGGAAGGGAAGCGAUUGCGUGGAGUUUGAAGACACACGAGCCUUGGAAACUGCAGGCCUCCCAUGUUUAUCUCCCAUGGAUCCUUGUGGCUCUCAGGAGGGCCAGUCUCCAUGCCACGAGUUGACAGUGAGGGUCAUCCGGAUGAGAAACGUGCGGCAGGCCGACAUAGUGAGCCAGCCCGAUUGCUUUGUCAGCCUCUGGCUGCCCACCGCCUCUCAGGAGAAGUGGAGGACCAGAACCAUCUCCAACUGCCCUAACCCAGAGUGGAAUGAGAGCUUCAGCUUCCAGAUCCAGACCCAAGUGAAGAAUGUGCUGGAACUGAGCGUCUGUGACGAUGACUCGGUGACCCCAGACGACCAUCUCUUGACAGUUCUCUACGACCUCGCCAAGCUCUGCAACCGGAAGAAAACCCACGUGAAGUUCCCCCUGAACCCGGAGGGCAUGGAAGAGUUGGAGGUAGAGUUCCUGCUGGCCGAGAGUCCCUACCCACCCGAGACCCUCAUCACCAAUGGCGUGCUGGUGUCCCGACAAGUCUCCUGCCUGGAGGUGCAUGCCGAAUCCAGGAAGCUGCAGAAGAGGAAGAAAAAGAAAGAUCUCUUGGUGACAGUGACAGAAUCCUUCGAGAGCACCCAGCGCAUCUCGCCUGGCUCGGCUGCCGGGGGCGUCCCCAGCUCUGCCUGCUUCCACUACCCCAAGUACUCCCAGCCCCGGCUGCACGUGGACCCGCCCCAGAGACCCUGGAGCUGUGGGCUCUGCUGCUGCUGUGCCCACAAGCACAGCCCGGUCUGCCAGCCCCUGCAUUGUCUCUCUGAGGAGACAGUGACACUUCCUGUGAGCGAGAACUGUGAAUUACACCUGAAAUCCACAGACUGCCCUGACUCGCUGGACGUGCGGCUGGGCUUCGGCCUGUGCGCGGCGGAGCUGGAGUUCCAGCAGAAGCGGCGGCGGGUGGUGGCCGAGGCGCUGAAGCAGGUCCUGCAGCUGGAGGAGGACCUGCGGGACGACGAGGUACCGAACAUCUCCAUCAUGGCCACUGGGGGUGGAGCGCGGUCCAUGACGGCCAUGUAUGGCCACCUGCUGGGGCUUCAGAAACUGAACCUCCUCAACUGUACCACUUACAUCUCCGGCCUGUCUGGGGCCACCUGGACCAUGGCCACCCUGUACAGUGACCCUGAGUGGUCCUCCAGAAACCUGGAGCCUGCUAUCUUCGAGGCCCGGAGACACUCAGUCAAAGACAAAUUGCCCGCCCUGUUUCCAGACCAGCUUUGUAAAUUUCGAGAGGAGCUGCGGCAGCACCAACAGUCGGGCUACAAGGUCACCUUGACAGACUUCUGGGGCCUGCUGAUUGAGUACAGUCUGGGGGACAAGAAAAAUGAAUGCAAACUGUCCCAGCAGCGUGCUGCUCUGUGUCGGGGCCAGAAUCCUCUGCCCAUCUACAUGACCAUCAAUGUCAAGGAUGAUGUAAGCGACCAGGAUUUCAGAGAGUGGUGCGAGUUCACGCCCUACGAGGUGGGCUUGCAGAAAUACGGGGCCUAUGUCCCCACUGAGCUCUUCGGCUCUGAGUUCUUCAUGGGACGGCUGAGGAAGAGGAUCCCCGAGUCCCCCAUGUGCUUCCUGCUAGGUCUGUGGAGCAGUAUCUUCUCCCUGAACCUGCUGGAUGCCUGGAAUCUGUCCCACACCUCGGAGGAGUUUUUCCACAGGUGGACGAGAGAGAAAAUGCAUGACAUUGAAGAUGAGCCCAUCCUGCCUGAAAUCCCUAGAUGUGACACUGACAACCUGGAGACCACAGUAAUAGUCCCGGGGUCAUGGCUGUCCAAUACGUUCCGGGACAUCCUCACACAUCGGCCCUUGGUGUCUGAGUAUCACAACUUUCUUAAUGGGCUGCAGCUGCACACCAACUACCUUCAGGAUGGCCAGUUCUCCAUGUGGAAAGACACAGUGCUGGACAACUUUCCAAACCAGUUGACACAGUUUUCCAAACACCUGUGUCUGCAAGACACGGCCUUCUUCAUCAACUCCAGCUACGCGCCCCUGCUCAGGCCGGAGAGAAAGGCUGACCUCAUCAUCCACCUGGGCUACAGCGCGGGCUCCCAGACAAAGCCCCUGAAACAGACCUGCGAGUACUGCGUGGAGCAGAGCAUCCCCUUCCCCAGCUACCAGUUCCAGGAAGGCGACGACCAACACUUAGAGGAGUGCUACGUGCUGGACCAGCCGCACGAGCCCACGGCCCCCAUCGUGGCCUUCUUCCCACUCAUCAACGACACCUUCCAAAAGUACAAAGCACCAGGUGUGGAGCGGAGUCCUGAGGAGCUGGAGCUGGGCCAACUUAACAUCUAUGGCCCCAAAUCUCCAUACUCCACCAAGGAGCUGACCUACACUGAGGCCGCCUUCGACAAGCUGAUGAAGCUCUCAGAAUACAACAUCCUGAAUAACAAAGACAAGCUCCUCCAGGCGCUGCGAAUGGCGGUGGAGAGGAAGAAACGCCUGAAGAACCCGUGUCCUCCCUAGGUUCCGGAAGGCCCGUCCACCCCGUGGUCCUGUCAGAGGCGCUGGCCUUGCGCACGCGCCCAGUGGCCGUGGGGCUGGCCAGGGUACAGGCCUGGCUUUCCUAGCAAAAGGUUAAAAUUUCCAAGGGGAAUGAGACAAAGGGAAGGGAGGCCUCUGGUGGGGUUUGUGUCACUACAGGGAGGGGGUCCGGUGGAUGCAAAAUGUGCAUUGCAAAAGAGACCCCAGACUCAGAGGUUGAUGUGGGGGUCCCCCAGCUCUCCCCUCUGCACCCCCUUCCUCCUUGGCCAGCCUAAGGGGAGUAUGCAGGAAGACUGCAGAACACUGGGUUUCUCAGGAAAAACAAAAAACUUAAAAGUUCUGAAGUACUUGUGUUCUUAGGCUCGGGUCUCAGCGCCCAGCACCAGGGAAGCAGCAGACAAUGCCAGAUCUGCAGCCCGGGCUCCCAGAUUCAGGGGCUGGGAUGCAGGGCCGGUGACCUGGUUGGGGGGAGGGGGGAGCCACUGCAGCAGCCCCUCUCAGUGGACCUGCCACUGCCCCCCAGGCUCCCGGGGGAGUUAUUUAUUCCUAAGUACGAUUCCUCUUAUGUAUCACAACCAUGCCACGGCUCAGCUCUUGUACGUGACUCGGGGUGAAGCUACAAAGGAAGGACUGGAAAGCAGCGGGCCCAAGGAGAACCUCUGCAGGCCCGGGAGGUGCGGCCCUCGUCCUGAGAAGCAUGCUCCCCAAACUGUCCUUUGGUUGCUGGGAGAUGACGAACCCAGGCACCCAAAGUUUAGCAAAAGCAGGUGCCUGCGUACAUCCUUGCUACUCAGAGUGCGGCGGGGAAUCGCUGAGAAGCAGGCUCCGGGCCACGCGGAUGGAUGCCGUGGGCUCUGGAGGGACACCGGGGCAGGAGCCCUGUGCAAGACCUGUCGUCAGGUGGAGGUGGCCAGGCCUCGGCCCCAUCCGAGCACAAAAUGAAGUCGAUUGAGUCAUUGUGUCACUUGAGCAAGCAAUAAAAUAGCCAUGUGGGUAAAUGUU